This is a messenger RNA of Micromonas commoda, 586 nucleotides long. RefSeq lists its product with no specific name. Bases 40 to 525 code for a protein of 161 amino acids. NCBI's taxonomy places the organism in Eukaryota, Viridiplantae, Chlorophyta, Mamiellophyceae, Mamiellales, Mamiellaceae. The transcript is spliced from 3 exons. The record is from RefSeq and is a predicted model, not a curated record.
CGCACUUCCGCACGCGCCCUGACACCCGCGUCGAGCACGAUGUCGGCUUUCGUUCAGAGCGCUUUCACGACCGGCGGGUCCACGUUCGUUCGCGCGCGUCCCCAGACCCGCCGCGCCCCCGCUACCAGGGCCUCCGGGCGGGUAUCCCUGCGCGUUCAGGCCAUCGCGGAAGGUCGCCAGUCCCUGUUCGUCGCCGUCACCGUCAAAUCCGGCAAGAUGGAGGAGUACGAGAAGCUCAUCAAGCGACACAUCACGAACUGCUACAUGAACGACAGGUGCAUGUACUUCGACUUUGGGGUGAACCAGGACGGAUCGGAUCCCAACGUCGUCUACCUGUACGAGGUGUACGAGGACGAGGCGGCGCUUCAGGAGCACCGGGACAGCUCGCACCUGAAGGAGUAUCUGUCGGCGGCGGCGGAGCUCACCGACUCCCACGACGUCAGGACGCUCAACCUCGCGCCGUACGGCUCCGUGAACUGCAACUACGCCGGGCAGUGCGAGAUAGGUGAGGGUAUGUGGGACUAGCCAGGGUGCGAGUCACGUUUUGACUCUCGCGAUGUAAAGCUUUGCCUAUGUAUUUUCGUAA